Molecule: messenger RNA, 228 nt
Organism: Chaetomium globosum CBS 148.51
Lineage: Eukaryota; Fungi; Ascomycota; Sordariomycetes; Sordariales; Chaetomiaceae
Exons: 3
Coding region: 1-228 (75 amino acids)
Source: RefSeq, a predicted model, not a curated record
AUGGGGACUAUUGCUCAAACUGCCGGCGUUGUCCAAGUCCAGCUGUUGUUGGUUCACAAGUGUCAGGAAUAUUACCCCUGGCUGUGGCCUUCUACUCCUGGCCGUGAUUGCCAGCCUUAUGCCUCGAAGCCACCGCCGCUCGACGAGAACGAUGUCAGGCAAAACAACGAGUACGAGGGCUUGUAUUUGGCCGGGACGCCUUGGCGUGGAGUGCGCCCUCGUCGCUAA